UACAAUAGCUGCUCAUGAUCUCCCCCAGCAAAGCUGAGAUGAAGUAAAACCUCCCACAGUACUCGUUGCAGCUCAUCAACCACCAUGGCCAUGCCAUCUCUUCUCCGCCUCCUCGUCCUCCUCACCGCAGGCGCCGCCGUCUCACAGGUCGCCGCAUGGGUGGACUGCGGCGACGCCGCGCCGUCGCCUCCUCCUUCGUCCUCCCCUUCCCCCUCACCACUAUCGCCGCCGGCCAACGGCAGCAGCAACAACGCGGCGUUCCGCGCGAACCUCCUCACGCUCCUGGGCGCGCUCCCGCGCGCCGUGGCGCCCACGGGGUUCGCGUCCCUCUCCCUCGGUGCCGGCCGCGACCGCGCCUUCGUCCGGGGCCUCUGCCGUGGGGACAUGGAGCCUCCCCGGUGCCUCGCGGACCUGCAGGACGCCGUGCGCACCCUCGGCGGGAGCUGCCCCGGCAGCCGCCGCGCCGCCGUGUGGCUGGACGUCGUCUACGUCGACUACGCCGACACCAACAUCUCGAGCUCCCGCGACGACGACCGCCGCAUGGUCCUGUACGACACGCGCCUGGUAGCCCACCCGGCCGCCUACCUGCAGGCGUACGGCGCGCUGAUGAGGACCCUGGUGGCGCGCGCGGUGGGCCGCGUGGGUGGCGGCGGCGGCGAGGCAGGGACGACGUCGGCGAGGCGGUCCUUCUUCGCCACCGGGGAGGCGCGGUACGCCAGCGACGAUCCCAACGGUACCAUGUACGGGAUGGUGCAGUGCAUGAGGGACAUCACGGCCGCCGACUGCGACCAUUGCCUGCAGACCUCGGUGCCGCGGCUGCCGUGCUGCGAGGGGAAUCAGGGAGGCGUCGUGCUGGCCUACAACUGCUACCUGCGGAUCCAGGUGUACACCUACUACGACCUGGCGCUCGACGCGCCGCCGCCUUCAGCUGCUGCUCAACCGCCGCCGCCGCCGCCGCCGGUCCCCGCGCCGUCGUCGCCGACGCCCGCUGCGGAAACAAGCGGAACGGGGAGACGAAACACCACCAUCAUCAUCCUUGCCGUCGUCGUCCCACUAGGAACGCUACUCCUCCUCGCGUUCGUGUUGACUGGUGUUUACUACUUGCGGCGAAGGAGAAGAGGUGUCAAAGAGAGGAGCCGUCCGCCCAGACCCACGGGAUGUGCCAAGGACGACGACGGCAGCACAACCUAUGUUCACCCGGAGAAAUUCACCCUGCAGGUGCUGAGGGUGGCAACCGGUAACUUCGCUGCGGAAAACAAGCUGGGAGAGGGAGGUUUUGGACAAGUUUUCAAGGGCAGGCUUCAGGAUGGACAACCCGUUGCAGUAAAAAGGCUCUCCAAGGGCUCCUCGCAGGGCUUCCACGAGCUAAAAAACGAGCUGAUUCUCGCCGCCAAGCUGACACACAGGAACCUCGUCCAGCUUCUUGGGGUUUGCCUGGAGGAAACGGAGAAGCUGAUCGUGUACGAGUACCUGCCAAAUCGGAGCCUGGACACCAUCCUUUUCGGGAGACGGCAGCAGCAGCAGCAAGCUCUGGACUGGAGCAAGAGAUACACGAUCAUCAGCGGGAUCGCGCGCGGCCUGCAGUACCUCCACGAGGAGUCCCGGCUGCGGAUCAUCCACCGGGACCUCAAGCCCAGCAACGUCCUGCUGGGUUCCGACAUGACUCCCAAGAUCUCCGAUUUCGGACUCGCCAGAGCGUUCUGGGGAGACGAGUCCAGAGAGGUGACCAAACGACCGGCAGGAACCCUCGGGUACAUGUCCCCGGAGUACGCGUACUACGGGCACGUCUCGACCAAAUCCGACAUGUUCAGCUUCGGGGUCAUCGUCCUCGAGAUCGUGACCGGCCAAAGGAACAGCAGCCCGUCUUCGGCUGAAGACGACGGCAGCAACAGGAACCUGCUGAGCUACGUACGUGAGCACCUGCUGCCGGCAGCACGUCACAGAACAGACCAAGGCAAAGCUUCGUUCCUCGAUGGCCAAAGUAACGUGCUCACACUAGAAGUAUAUAUAUAUCUUCCUGCUGCAGGUCUGGGAGAAGUGGAAGCGCGGCGGGUCCGUCGCGGAGAUGGUGGACGCGUCGCUGGGCGGGCAGUACGCCAUGACCGAGGCGCUCGCCUGCGUGCAGAUCGGGCUCCUGUGCGUGCAGAAGGAUCCCAGGUCCAGGCCAGACGCGUCGGAGGUCGUCCUGAUGCUGGACGAACGGUCGGCGAUCCAGCAAAAGCCGUCCAGACCGGCGUUCUGCUCCGGCUCCGGCUCCGGGUCUAUAAGCGGCGGCGCCUCAUCAGUGAGCUAUGGGCGUCGUUCUGCGAUCGAGUCUGUUUCCGAGAACAGCGUGACGGUUUCGGAGCUCGAACCGCGGUAGAGGUAGGCCGUGUGCUAUGGGCGUUGUUUCCCUGCUCCUCACUGUACCUCACCCACCAGGCCUGACGCUCAUUUUUCUCGGAACGAAAUGAAAAUUCUGUUGAUUCCACAGAACUAGAUAA
Sorghum bicolor (sorghum) is the source of this 2483-nucleotide messenger RNA. RefSeq names its product putative cysteine-rich receptor-like protein kinase 35. Gene Ontology annotation, molecular function: protein kinase activity; ATP binding. Gene Ontology annotation, biological process: protein phosphorylation. The transcript is spliced from 5 exons. Lineage: Eukaryota; Viridiplantae; Streptophyta; Magnoliopsida; Poales; Poaceae. Bases 85 to 2427 code for a protein of 780 amino acids. The record is from RefSeq and is a predicted model, not a curated record.